Messenger RNA from Ahaetulla prasina, 1210 nucleotides. RefSeq names its product E3 ubiquitin-protein ligase COP1-like. Gene Ontology annotation, molecular function: ubiquitin protein ligase activity. Bases 829 to 1125 code for a protein of 98 amino acids. Gene Ontology annotation, biological process: proteasome-mediated ubiquitin-dependent protein catabolic process. Lineage: Eukaryota; Metazoa; Chordata; Lepidosauria; Squamata; Colubridae. The transcript is spliced from 3 exons. The record is from RefSeq and is a predicted model, not a curated record.
UCAGUUUUAUAGGGCGCUUUUACAUUUUAAAUUUGGCCAUUUGAAUAAGUUUUUUAAGGCUUGUUUUUUAGUAUUGUAUGUAUUGUUUCUUUUGUAUUUUAUUUUGGUUGUUCACCACCCUGAGUCCUUUGGGAGAAGGGCGGUAUACAAAUUAAAAUAUUAUUAUUAUUAUUAUUAUUAUUAUUAUUAUUAUUGUUGUUGUUGUUGUUGUUGUUGUUGUUGUUGUUGUUGUUGUUGUUGUAUAUUUUCAGAAAUUUAAAUUGUCACGGGGAAUUUUAUGAAAACCUAAUGGAAAAUUUUUUUAAAAAUGCUAUGAAAAGUUUUUAAAAAGUCAACUCAAUAAAAAAAAAAAAGAAAGUGCUUCGGUAUCGGACAAAACCCUUUCCGCCCACCAUGAAAGCUGGAACGCCCACUAGUGGGCGGUAGAGACCAGGUUGACUACCACUGAUCUAUUUCCUCAUUUUUAACCAUUUCCCUAUUUAAAUUUUAAGUGUAGUACCUGAGAUAACUUCUACCAAUUACUUUUUCCAGAUAUAUACAUAAAGAAGUAACUUGGAUGUAUAUUUGAAUGUCUUUUGUAUCACAUCUUUUAUGUCUCAACCUAUUUUUCUAGAUUUUUCUUUAGAUUUUAAGAUUAACUUUUGGUCUUUGGGCUUUCUAUUAAUAAGAGAUUAACAGAUGCUUCUCAAUGCUGGUGAUGUGUAAUAAGAGUUUUGUCAACUAUUGGGUUCAUUUCCUUCUCUCUAAACAAAGCAAUGGUGUUUAUUUAAAAGAUUCCAUUGAUAUUUAUGUGCUUUUCUUUCCCUUUCAAGCCCCAUCUGCUUUGAUAUGAUUGAAGAAGCUUACAUGACAAAAUGUGGACACAGUUUCUGUUACAAAAGUAUUCAUCAAAGCCUGGAAGAUAACAAGAGAUGUCCCAAAUGUAAUUAUGUUGUGGAUAACAUUGAUCAUUUAUAUCCUAACUUUUUAGUGAAUGAGCUCAUCCUUAAACAGAAGCAAAGAUUUGAAGCAAAGAGAUUCAAAUUGGACCAUUCAGUGAGUAGCACCGUAUGUCCCAAUCUUCUUUCUUUCAUUUGCUUAUUUGGGCGGGUUAAGGGAUGGAGAACAUGUAUUCCUAUGUUCUAAGCAUUUGAGAAUAUCUGUCUGUUUAGCACACAGCUCAAUUAAUCUGUGUAAGCGGAGUGUUAUUUGGGAUUUUCAUUAUACAGUC